ACCACGGUAUAAACUCUGCUCCAGAACUUUUCGAUCUGAUUACUAUGGUAUAAAAUGCGCUUUGAGCACGGUAUAUUUGAUUCAACUGAUUGCUGUUCGACUUUAUCUACUUUUCAAUAGGUGCCGACAAGUAAAAAACAGUAGCUGGUGCCGCACUCAGUCAGUGUGCCCCGGCAUGUUUCUGGAUAAAUGCUUUUUAAUCGAAAACUAAAGUAACUUUUAACUUCACUGCAGCCUUCCUGGAUGUGGUUAAAUUCUUUAUCAUAAUGCAUUGCAUUUACCGCUUACUGUUCAUAGCGCUUAGUGCCGAGAUCGAUCCUUUUCACUUCCAUGUCAGUGCUUGGUCGGUUCCCCAAUGGCCAGUCAGUAACCAAGCAUCCGUUACGAGUAUCAAUGCGCUGCGGCUGAUGGAUGAAGCGUUGCAGCGCAGCCAGGACGGAGUGGUUCAUCUGGAGAUACCAACUUCUGGCCAGCCGUCCCAUCUGUCCAUUCUGCCGGUCGGGUUUACUGUCGUGCGGGAGCCGGAAGGAGUAAACGUGACACUUCCGUGCGGCGACAUCCGGACAGUAGAGCUUCCACUAAUCCGCUACAACGGUCGACAGCUAUCGCCUGAAAGUGGCCGAUUAGAAGAGGUGAUGCAGCGGUUGUAUGUAUGCCGCUGCAAUGUUUCCCCUCCCAACAACGUCUUCGAUUCCGGUCUCGCCUUGCUGGCUGAAGAUCCUUUCCUGCCCACGUACUUCAUUCAGCUGUAUAACUUCGCGAGCCAUUUGUCCGGCACGUACGAAUGUCUGCACAGGGUUUACGGAGUACUAACGGUAACCAACCGGUACCUGAUUAGUCCGCGUCUGCUGCCCCAGGAGGUCUUCAACCCGCCCAUGAUGAAUGUCACGGCCAAGGUAGGCGAGAAAGCCGAAUUUCGAUGUGCCGUCAAGUUCAACACCAUGCCAUCCGAGCGCAUGGCUUUCGAAACUCGAUUUAUGUGGAGAAACGACCAAGGCCUAAUCUUCGCUCCGGGAGUACCGGCAUUCCAGCAUGAUGUACGCAUGAAAUCGGGAAUCAACGUUACCAGCAACGUGCCAGAGGACUGUUUGUGCCACUCCACGUUGUCCCUCGAGUCCGUCCAGAGUCAAGACGCAGGGCGCUAUCAGUGCUGGUUCAAGAUCAAUGACAUCUUUGACGAGUGGGUUGUACAGUCGGCAUACCUUCAUGCCGCAUAAUUAUACAGUAGCGGGACUAGCGGCUCCACCAUCAUGAUUCAUGAGUAAUUUCUACCUUUUUGUAGGGUAAAUCCCUCCUUUAAAUCUUAGUUCCUCUUUGUUAAUAUUCGCGAGCAUCAACAGAUGUCUGCAGUGGGUACCUAUGCUUGUCAUGAUCAGGUCUUUUACACUAAUGAAUA
Molecule: messenger RNA, 1396 nt
Organism: Paramacrobiotus metropolitanus
Lineage: Eukaryota; Metazoa; Tardigrada; Eutardigrada; Parachela; Macrobiotidae
Exons: 3
Coding region: 267-1217 (316 amino acids)
Source: RefSeq, a predicted model, not a curated record